UUUACUGUCUUGCAUUGCAUUGAGAAUAUCUUUAUACGGUAUCCAAUAUAUCAACAGUUACCCGGCUAAAUACCGGAACAAAUAGGGCCUAAAUUAUUUUACAUCAAACCAAACACAACCAGAGAUUUGAUUGUAAAGAGUAGGCGUUCAAAAUAGGAGUCCACAACCUACCUCAGCCAUGACAGCUAGGCGUGCUGGCCUCACAUGGUGGUAUAUGUGAUGAGUUGAUUAAUUUUGUCUGACAUCUCCAUCGGCGGUUUUAUUAAGGGCGAGCGCGAGCAGCCACCAAGGGUGAAGAGUGAAGAAGAGAUCUAAUUAGAGAGAAGAACAAUUACUCUCCUCCUCUUGCUCUGCAGGCAGUGAAUCGAGAGAUAUGAGAAACAACCGGGAAGACGUAGAGGUGGGUCAGAGCAACGACGACAGAUCAGAUGAAAUAGCCGAGCCCCUUAUCGGGCGGCAGCACAAGACGACUCCUCCUACUACCGAGGAGGACCAGGAUCAGGAGGAUGAAUCAAAGCGAAAGAGCUACGACGACAGAGGGUCUCUGUGGAUGGUUCUUCUCAGUACGUUCAUUGCGGUUGCUGGAUCUUUCGAGUUUGGAUCCUGUGUGGGAUACUCGGCACCAACCCAGUCGGAGAUCACUGAUGAUCUUGGUCUAUCAUUAGCUGAGUACUCGGUCUUUGGAUCAAUUGGAAAUAUCGGUGCCAUGGUUGGAGCAGUUACAAGUGGUCGGGUUGCUGAUUUCAUCGGCCGGAAAGGGGCAAUGCGAGUGUCGUCCGUUUUCUGCAUUGCAGGAUGGCUUGCAGUCUACUUCUCCAAGGGAGCAGUGUCUCUAGACAUUGGAAGGGUAUGCACAGGCUAUGGAAUGGGUGUUUUUUCUUAUGUGGUACCAGUGUUCAUAGCAGAAAUAGCACCAAAGAAUCUUAGAGGGGCUCUUGCUACCAUGAAUCAGCUUAUGAUAGUUGGUGGAGUAUCAGUAACUUUCAUUAUAGGAACCCUUGUAUCAUGGAGGACUCUUGCAUUGAUUGGAAUCAUCCCAUGCAUAAUACUGCUUUUGGGUCUCUUUUUAAUUCCAGAGUCUCCUAGAUGGCUGGCCAAGGUUGGGCGCCAGAAAGAUUUCGAAGACGCACUGCGAAAGCUACGUGGAAGAGAUUCAGACAUUUCUGAGGAAGCUUCAGAGAUUUUGGACUACAUAGAAACUCUUCGGUUCCUCCCUAAAGCCAAUCUUUUUGAUUUGUUCCAAAGGAGAUACUUGUAUCCUGUCAUAGUUGGAGUAGGUUUGAUGGUUUUUCAACAGUUUGGUGGAAUCAAUGGCAUCUGUUUUUAUGUAAGCCAUAUUUUUGAGGCUGCAGGGUUUCCUUCUAACAUUGGAACCAUAAUUUAUGCUUGCAUUCAGUUCCCUAUAACUGGAUUUGGUGCAUUGUUAAUCGACCGGGCCGGAAGAAGACCUCUUCUAUUUGUCUCUGCAUCUGGAUUAUUUGUAGGUUGUGUUUUACUGAGUACAUCAUUCUAUAUGAAGGUACAUGAGAUAUCACUAGGUUCAGUACCAAUACUUGCUCUCAUUGGCAUAAUGGUUUAUAUAGCUUCAUUUUCAAUGGGAAUGGGGGCAGUUCCAUGGGUUAUAAUGUCUGAGGUAUUCCCCAUAAACAUAAAAGGAAUAGGAGGAAGCUUGGUGACUCUGGUGAACUGGUCUGGGUCAUGGGUAGUUUCAUUUACUUUCAACUUUCUCAUGAGCUGGAGCUCUUAUGGUACCUUUGGGCUCUAUGCUUUGGUCAAUUUGCUAGCUAUUCUUUUUGUAUCGAAGCUAGUACCAGAAACGAAGGGACGAACUCUGGAAGAGAUUCAGGCUUCCAUGAAUAUUUCUUAGAGGGAAACUGACAUGUUACUCAAUUGUUUCUCAGAAAAGUUGGUUCACAAAUUCGAUGACUCUCUUGUUCAUUUUAUUGUUUAGAGAGGAAAUGCUACAUGGAAACAAGAGUACUACUUGUUACAUUA
Nelumbo nucifera (sacred lotus) is the source of this 1995-nucleotide messenger RNA. Its product is annotated as sugar transporter ERD6-like 7. Gene Ontology annotation, cellular component: membrane. The record is from RefSeq and is a predicted model, not a curated record. Gene Ontology annotation, molecular function: sugar transmembrane transporter activity. Gene Ontology annotation, biological process: transmembrane transport; carbohydrate transport. Lineage: Eukaryota; Viridiplantae; Streptophyta; Magnoliopsida; Proteales; Nelumbonaceae.